AUGCCUCCUCCACCGGCGAAGUCGACUGGACAUGCGAAAGAUGCGAAAACAUCCGUACCAGCAAAACAUGGCGCCUCUCCAGGACUGUCCAGUUCUACAACCGUCCUCGCUAAACGACCGUCCACCGCUUCCACAACCGUCCCCAUUGUCAAGGCGAAGGAGAACUUGAACCCGCCGCUCUUCACGUACGCGCCCGAAAUCAAUAUACCUGCACGGAAGGCAGAUCAAAAUAUCGCAUCUUACCUGUGGGCAGCUGGUCGCGGCUACCUGAGCUUUUACAAAACCGGCAUCUCACACGUACGGCAAACGGCGAAACUCGCAAAGCAACUGCGCGAGAAGGCAGCAAAGUCCUCGGGUCAGGACAUGAGUGAAGUCCUCACUCGCGCAGAAUGGCAGAUUGUCCUACGAAGCAAAAAGGAUGUACGGCGGUUGCCGGCAUUUGCUGCAUUGAUGCUGUGCAUGGGCGAAUGGACACCUCUCAUAGUCAUCUACCUCACCCCUGUGAUUCCGGAGGCAUGUCGGAUUCCGAGCCAAGUCCAGAGAACGUUGGGCAAAAUCGAGAAAAUACGGCAGGAGCGACUGAGGAGAGUCACGCUGGAUUCCACGCGUCUCAUGAUGAAAGACCGACGCGCCGGCGGUACUCUACCUACAACUUCUGAAUCCACCGACUUCAAGAAGAACGCUCAAGUCAUGCCAGGCGCAGCGGUUGCCAAUUUCAACCUGGAGUCAAUGUCGCCCUUCGAGCUUCUACUCACGUCUGCGCAGUACAAUUGUCAUUCGCGCAUCUUCGACUGGCUCUACCUCACUCCUCCGAAAUGGCUACUGCAAAGGAACGUCGGACAGCGGCUGGGCUAUUUGUGGAAAGACGACGCGUUGAUCGAGAGAGACGGCGGAUGGGCCGCGCUGAACAAAGUGGAGGUAGAACGCGCUUGUGUAGAGAGGGGAAUCAACGUGCUUGGCAAGAGGGAAGAUGAGCUGCGGAAAGCGCUAGUUGUGCAAUGGAAGGGCGGGAAUGCCUGA
Molecule: messenger RNA, 1020 nt
Organism: Cucurbitaria berberidis CBS 394.84
Lineage: Eukaryota; Fungi; Ascomycota; Dothideomycetes; Pleosporales; Cucurbitariaceae
Exons: 1
Coding region: 1-1020 (339 amino acids)
Biological process (GO): intracellular monoatomic cation homeostasis
Cellular component (GO): mitochondrial inner membrane
Molecular function (GO): ribosome binding
Source: RefSeq, a predicted model, not a curated record